CAGGGCCAAGUGUUUUGGUCUAGCCACCGCCAUCUUAUGUUGGUGGCUCGACAAAACAUUGAAUGUUGAAACAUAACGAGGUGGACGAUAAAGACAACUACCAGUUAGUGUGAUUAAGGAACAAUCCUGUAAUCGUUUCAAGCAGAUCGGCAAGGGAUAUGAGCCUGGAAACGCUUUUGGAAGCGGCCGAAUUUUUGGAAUGGCGUAACCAUUCCAGAACACGUGUUGACUCAAGCCCCAGGGAUCCACAUGGUUAUUCUGUGUUAUCUACAAACGAUUCCGAUGGAUCACCCGAAUCUAGCAAUUCGGGAAAGUUAUCUGGGAACGAAGACGGCAAAGACAAGCGCCGAGCGGGCGGUGCUGGAACACGUGAAGUCCAUAAUAAGUUGGAAAAGAACAGGAGAGCUCACUUGAAGGAAUGCUUCGAGUUUCUGAAAAAUCAAAUCCCAACCCUUGAAGACAAGAGGACCUCCAAUUUGAGUAUUCUCAGAGGUUCACUUCGUUACAUACAGGCCCUCCGCAGGAAGGAGAAGGAAUAUGAACUGGAGAUGCAGCGCCUCGCAAGAGAAAAGAUCAGCCUCCAGGAGAGAAUGGCAAUGCUCAAGUCAGAACUUGUCAGGAUGAAUAUAGAGGUAGACAUCAACCAAUGGGCAGUUAUCCCUGAUGAUCAAGAUAGCAAUUCCACAUCCACAGCCACAGAGCAAGGUAGUCCAAUCUGCAGUGAGGAUGAAGACGAUGAUGAUAUGGCUCGCUCACUCAUCACUGUACAUGAGGUGAAGAUCAACAAGACUGUACAUAAGUCAUUGCCACACCCAGUCGUGAGCCAAGCCUCUAUGACAGUCCUCAAGGUCUCCAAUCCCAGCCCUGCUCCAACUCGUACCCUUGGCAACAACACUACCAGCAAAGUUCCCAUGACUACCUCACCGGUCUCCAUGCCGACCAUUCAGACAACUGGUAGUGUGAUCCAGCAGACACUGGCUGCAGCCGUACGCCCCCCAGUUACCCAGAUUCUGGCCAGACAGCUGCUUCAGCGACAACAGAGUGGUACAUCCCAAGGGGCAGUGCAUGUAUCUUCGACUGCGACCACAAGUGCUACUGGUGCUGGCAAGCUUCACCCGAAUCAGAUGAAAUCCAUUACCCAUAUGAGGGCACCACUGACUCUAGGUUCAUUUGGAGGUCCUGCUAAUGCUGCCCAGCUAGCUGCCCUGAACAAACUGGCUGGAACAGCAGCAUUGUCCAUACCCAUGUCCAGUGCUUCAGCCAACCUUACGCCCCUUACUAAGGCUUUGAACCAACCCAUAUUGAUGUCUCCCAGCUUACAACUCACCACCCCGAUGGUGACAUCAGUAACAACAGCCUCAUCCCAGAUCUCCUCUGCUACAACUACUGCAUCAGCAUCACUCAUGUCACUGGCGGCCAUGCAGAAUGGUUUGGCAACUUCAGUAGUGUCGCCAGUCACACAAUCCACGGUCAAUGCUGCUGCUAUUAACAGCAUUCGCCCAACCAUUAUUGGAGCAGGACCACACCAUGCAAUCAUGACUGCGCCGCUGGCGGCGUUGAUGCCACAGACAGUGCCAAGGACCACUAUUAGUGGCCUGUCGGGUAUAAGCAACAUGGUGGGCCACACAUCCAUGCAGCAACUCAUAUCAUUGGCUCAGAUGGGUCAGGCUGGUGGAGCACAUCUCGUGUCACCAAUGGUGAUGUCGCCAAGUGUCCAGCUAGCUGCAGCCAACUCGGGGCUGUCACAGUCGCAGAUCAGUAUGUUAGCUUCACAACCACUGCUACAACAAAUUCCCAUCUUCUCACCAGGCCUGCUCAAAGGGGGACAGAUGAUUGGUCAGCCUGUUGUCAAGCCCUUCGUAGUCGUCACGGUACCAAGUGUUGUGGCCACUACUUCGGCCCCCAGUAUUCCGACAACUACUGGCUCUUAGGGAGAUACUUACUUUGUAUAUAGAGGUGAUAUUUCAGCAAUAUUUGUAAGAUGUUCUGCUUCACUUAUAAAGUUUAAAGUACUUGGAACAAUAAAUAAAGUAUUGUUACUUUUUUGAAGAAGUUACUUAUGGAAUUCUAUUGACAAAUCCUGUAGCUAAAAUGAGAUUUUUAUGAUCCUUCUUUGAAAGUGCUUUGUAGUGCUUCAUUUGUGAUAAAAAGAAUCUCAGGCUUGUGUCUUUUAAUUCUAUUUCUUUGUUUUGUAUGGUGGGCCUCCUGUUAAUAUGCAGGAUGAAUGAACUUUUUUGUUGUCUAUUUUGUCCUUUGUUUUACAAUGACAAGUACAUUACUGAAAUCCCACAUUUGAUAUAAUAACACCAGAACCAGUGCAAUCCUGAACAUCCUGAAUAUUGCUGAAAUAUCAGACUCGUUUAUCGUCUGUGAUGACUACUUAUUCCCUUAGUAGUGCGUGAACUGGUGGAUUUACCAGUUGACAGUGUUUUAAUCAAGUGCUGUAUUUAAGUGACAAAUGUCCAGUGUAUACUCAUUGUUAAUCUAUGUAUAUAGAUAUAUUCCUGUAGAACGUUUCAUUGGAUGUUAGCUGUUAUGUGAUAGGGUGACUUAUAUGUUUACUGUGCAUUCAAGUGAGUGUAGUAAGGUUGUUAGAUUGUUAGUGAGUGUGUGAUUUGUAAUAUUGUAGCUGAGGAUACCAACUAGGGUAUAUAACAGUACAGGAUGGUCAGAAUGAAUAGGGAAGAUACAUUCCUCUAAAGGACCAGGCUGACAGAACACAGGCAAUAGUCAGUGAGACAAAACCUAGCUAUAGGUGGAGUCAUGUAGGUGGUAAACCAGUAACUAACUAAAGCCGACAGAACACAGGCAAUAGUCAGUGAGACAAAACCUAGCUAUAGGUGGAGUGAUGUUGGUGGUAAAUUUAAAACCAGUAACUAACUAAAGCCGACAGAACACAGGCAAUAGGCAGUGAAAUAAAACCUAGCUGUAGGUGGAGUCAUGUAGGUGGUAAACCAGUAACUAACUAAAGCCGACAGAACAUGGGCAAUAGUCAGUGAGACAAAACCUAGCUAUAGGUGGAGUGAUGUUGGUGGUAAAUUUAAAACCAGUAACUAACUAAAGCCGACAGAACACAGGCAAUAGUCAGUGAAAUAAAACCUAGCUGUAGGUGGAGUCAUGUAGGUGGUAAACCAGUAACAAAAGCCGACAGAACACGGGCAGUAGUCAGUGAGACGAAAAUCUUAAUCCCUUGAAGGGCUUCUAAGCUUUUAUCAUGGCACAGCAUGGGUGCUCGAUCUGUAAACUUUUUAUUCUGGAAUGCUAUAAUCCCAAAAAGCUAAAGUACUUUUGGCCUCAUAUAUGUUGUUUAGUAUUUUCUGGCUUGGAGAAUUCUCCAUUAUAACUUAAGAGUUUGGCCACAUUACAACAGAGAGAUAUGACUAAAUAUUUCUUAGCUUUGAAAAUUCAACCAUUCUGGUACAGAUGAACUAAUUUUAAUGUAAUUCCUAGCCUAAUUUUGGGAAAUAAGGAUGAGCUAAACUCAACUUAACCUAAUUUUCCAGGGGUCCCUGUGACAUCUUGUUUUGAAGUAAAGUUAGGGGAGAUUGUUAAUGAGUGUAAUUGUUUUAUGUUUACUUGUAUUUUUUUAUUGUGAAAAGUGCAUGUAUUUGUUAGAGUAAGGAUAUGUGCUAUAUGGUAUGUAUACUCACCUCUUAUAGAGGUCAUUCUGGUUGAUCAUCUCUUUGAUUUUCCAAAGAAGACACACUUAUUAACUCAAAAUGUUGACAUGGCCAGUGUUUGGAUGAAUAUACAUGUAUACAGUUUUCUGACUUAAACACCUUAGUUUUUGCAAGUCACUGACUUCAAAGUGUUGUUACCAAAUGUACAUCAAUUUUUUUAAAAAAAAAAAUUUCUUCUGAAUAAUACAACACAGAAAAAAUUUCAAAAAACUUGCCUAAAUAUAAAAAGUCUUAAGCCUACAAACUUUGAAAUGUCCAAAGGGAGGCCAGUCUUUGAAUCUUUUUAAGAAUUAUUUUUCCAACAGUGGUUGUGAGCUUCCAUUUUCAAACCAGGCACACUUUAAAAAUUGUGGCUUAAAAUCAGUUGACUGGACCAAAUAUGAUAUCAUAUAUACUGUUCUGUUACUGUUUUUGUUGAGAUUAUUAAGAUUGUUUUUAAUUUUAAUUUAGAUGUUAUAAUUAUAGGCAGUAUAUCUGAGAUAUGAUUCUUGAGAUCACAGAACGUUGGGCUUGACCUGUUAAGGGAAGGCUUGUAGAUCUAUUAUAUCAGUUAUUGUUAGGAGAGUGUGAAAUAUUACAGUUUAUUUUGUGAAUAUACUUCCAUCAAAACCUGGUGUAUAUGAGUUGAUGGAAACAAUUUAUAUGAUACCGGUGAAAAAAAGGUGGGUUUUGAAUAUAGACAACAGAAUGGUCAUGUUCUUCACUACACAACUUUCUGUAAUGGAUAGCAGGUGGACUUGAUGGAGUCCUAUAUAUGUUAAUAAUAUACAAAUGUUGGAUGCUGAAACUGAAACCAUCUUAAAGAUGCUACAUCACCAACAGCUUCUCACAAAAAAAUAUUAAAUGGGGAUUUAUCAAAAACUAAUAAAAUUUAAAUGCUGUAGAAUUACAUUUAAGUAACAUUGCCAGAUAAUAGUAAAAAAAAAACAACAGUGCCCCGAUAAUGAUUGUGAGUAAAACCAAUAAAACUAGAAGCUCAAACUUUUAAAGGGUAGUAAUUGUAUAAAGUAUGUAUUAUUUACAAAACAAUAUACUGGUACAACAGCCUAUACUUGUUUUCAAUCAAUGAUGGUAACUCUUUGUCAGAGAUGUAGCAGCAUUAACGCAUGAAACAUGGGCAUGGCACAGAUCCACAAAAAAAAAAUGCAUGUCCUUGUGCAGGAGAUAUCGGUGAAUUAAAUUAUGUAACGAGGAAUAUAUCUGUUUAACCUCGUCGUACACAUGUUACUUCUCCAAUUCAUUGUAGUCAAUGUAAUUUAUUAAUUUAUUAAAUUGUUUUAUCUCUGUAAUUAACAGUACAUAAAUUGUCAAAGAAAAAAGCUUUUUUUAUUAGAUAUCAUUUCAUGUUUGACAUGAUAUAUGAGAAAUAUAUGAUUAAUUACCAAAGAUGAUUUGUUUUGUAAAUUUUGUCUUUGUGAAUAAAUUUUCCCUCUUUA
Messenger RNA from Pecten maximus, 5116 nucleotides. RefSeq names its product max-binding protein MNT-like. Gene Ontology annotation, molecular function: RNA polymerase II cis-regulatory region sequence-specific DNA binding; protein dimerization activity; DNA-binding transcription factor activity, RNA polymerase II-specific. Gene Ontology annotation, biological process: regulation of transcription by RNA polymerase II. The coding region runs from base 159 to 1931 and encodes 590 amino acids. NCBI's taxonomy places the organism in Eukaryota, Metazoa, Mollusca, Bivalvia, Pectinida, Pectinidae. The record is from RefSeq and is a predicted model, not a curated record. The transcript is spliced from 8 exons.